AUGCUGCGCUCCUCAUUUGCACCGAGUCGGCAGCUGCUGUCGUCUCCUGUUCGCCAACGAAUCCCGUCGCAAUGGCUAUCUAAAGCUGGUGCGAGCAGCCAACUUUCGGGUCAGCGAUUCUUUGCCGACUCUAAGCCUCCUAUUGCCCCGACACCCGCUACACCUUCCACUGAGUCGACAAUCCCCCACGGGAGCAUCCCGAAGCCCACGGAACAAGAAAUCAAGGCUAUCAAGCCGCCAGCACCUGUCCGUAAGACCGGCCGCUUCCGUCGGUUCUUGUUAUACUUGAUUCUGACCUCCGGUCUCACCUAUGGCGGCGGCAUCUUCCUCGCUCUGAAGUCCGACAACUUCCACGACUUCUUCACCGAGUAUGUCCCAUACGGCGAGGAAUGCGUUCUCUACUUCGAGGAGCGUGACUUCUACCGCCGCUUCCCUAAUGCCUCCAGACACUCCAACCGCGUCAUUGCCGCUCCUCGGGAGGAGGGCAAGCCCGUCACAAUCCCCAGCAACAGCGGUCUGUCGUGGAAGGUCACUGGUGAGGAGUCGGGAAGUGAUGUCUCCAAGACUGGCCCUCACAUGAGCUCCAAGGCCGAGGAAAAGGCCACGGUUGUCAAGGCAAAGGACGAUAAAGCCUCGAAGACAGCGACCAAGGCUGCGCCCAAGGAAGAAAAGAAGGAGGAGAAGAAGUCAGUUUCUCUUGAUGAGCCCAGAAAACCCGCAGUUGCUACUGUGAACACCAUUGAGCUCCUGAAUAUUCAGGACGGUGAUGAGGCUGUGGUUCAGGAGCUGGUUAAGACCUUUAACGACAUUGUCACCGUAAUCAGCGCCGACGAGAAUGCUGGCAAGUACUCUGCACCUGUUACCAAGGCCAAGGAGGAGUUGCAGAAGAUUGGUGAGAAGAUCUCCGCGAUCCGCACCGAGGCUCGCAGCGCCGCCCAGGAGGAGCUCAACAAGGCUCACUCCACCUUUGACGAGUCCGCUAAGGAGCUGAUCCGCCAAUUUGAGGAGAUGCGUGCCACUGAUAUUGCCCAGUUCCGCGAAGAGUUUGAGGCUGAGCGUGAGAAGCUCGCCAUGGCGUACCAGGACAAGAUCCACGUCGAACUUCAGCGCGCCCAGGAGCUUGCUGAGCAGCGUUUGCAGAACGAACUUGUGGAGCAGGCCAUUGAAUUGAACCGUAAAUAUGUUCACGAUGUCAAGGAUCUGGUUGAGCGUGAGCGCGAGGGUCGUCUGAGCAAGCUGAGCGAGCUUUCUGCUAACAUCAGUGAGCUCGAGAAGCUGACCACCGGCUGGAGCAAUGUCAUUGAUACUAACCUGAAGACUCAGCAACUUCAGGUUGCUGUGGAUGCUGUUCGCUCUGUUGUGGAGCGCACUGAGACUCCCCGCCCCUUCGUCCGUGAACUAGUAGCCGUCAAGGAGCUGGCUGCUGACGACCCAGUUGUCGAUGCCGCAAUUGCCUCCAUCAACCCCACUGCCUACCAGCGUGGUAUUCCCUCGACCGCUAUGAUCGUUGAGCGCUUCCGCCGGGUCGCUAGCGAGGUUCGCAAGGCCAGUUUGUUGCCCGAGGACGCUGGUAUCGCCAGCCACGCUGCCAGCAUGGUGUUGAGCAAGGUCAUGUUCAAAAAGGAUGCCCUUGCCGACGGUGACGACGUGGAGAGCAUUCUGGUGCGCACCGAGAGUUUGUUGGAAGAGGGACAGGUUGACGCCGCGGCUCGUGAGAUGAACGCUCUUCAGGGCUGGGCUAAAAUUCUGAGCAAGGACUGGUUGGCUGAUGUUCGCCGAGUGCUUGAGGUCAAGCAGGCUCUCGAGGUGAUCGAGACUGAGGCCCGUCUCCAGUGCUUGCGGGUGGAGUAA
Messenger RNA from Penicillium pulvis, 1851 nucleotides. Its product is annotated as MICOS complex subunit MIC60. NCBI's taxonomy places the organism in Eukaryota, Fungi, Ascomycota, Eurotiomycetes, Eurotiales, Aspergillaceae. The record is from RefSeq and is a predicted model, not a curated record. The transcript has 4 exons. Gene Ontology annotation, biological process: cristae formation. Gene Ontology annotation, cellular component: MICOS complex. The coding region runs from base 1 to 1851 and encodes 616 amino acids.